AGGUAUGUCUCCCAGUUCCCGUUGAAUGAGUUGCUGUCAGUGGAAGUGGAAGAAGAAGACGGGACCCUUGUUCAUAAGUUUUGAUAAGGAGAUCCAGCUCCAAUGACAGGGGCUGAGAGAGGACCAGUCAUGCGUCUCUAUUUAGCACUGACACUGCAGGCGUUGUGGACUGGCGUUUGCCAAGCCGGCAUGCAGCACUACCCGGCAGCGUGGGGCCACUAUGACGUGUGCAAAUCCCAGGUUUACUCAGACGAAGGACUAACCUGGGACUACAUGGCCUGCCAGCCGGAGGCGGCAGACAUGACCCAGUACCUUAAGGUUAAACUGGAUCCACCCAACAUCACCUGUGGAAAUCCUCCUGAGACAUACUGCGCACUGGAAAACCCCUACAUGUGUAAUAAUGAAUGUGACGCCAGCACAGAGGAACUUGCCCACCCUCCAGAACUCAUGUUUGAUAUCGAGGGCCGCAACCCCACCACAUUCUGGCAAUCGACAUCCUGGAAAAGGUAUCCAAAGGCCCUCCUGGUCAACAUCACGCUGUCUUGGAACAAGACAAUCGAGCUGACAGAUGACAUCGUCCUCACGUUCGAGUCAGGCCGGCCCGAACAAAUGGUUCUGGAAAAGUCACUUGACUAUGGACGUACCUGGCAGCCAUAUCAGUUCUAUGCCACUGACUGCCUGGAUGCUUUCACCAUGGAGCCCAAGACAGUGCAGGAUCUGACCCAGCAUACGCUGCUGGAUAUCAUCUGCACUGAGGACUACUCUCGAGGUUAUGUUUGGAAGUAUGACAAAACAGUUCGCUUCGAGAUCAAGGACCGCUUUGCGCUGUUCGCCGGGCCUCGACUUCACAACAUGGCUUCUCUUUACGGACAACUGGACACCACUAAGAACCUAAGAGACUUUUUCACCAUCACAGACCUGAGAAUCCGACUGCUCCGACCUGCCACCGGUGCUACAAUGGUGGAUGAGAACAACCUGUCCAGAUACUUCUACGCUAUUUCUGACAUUAAAGUCCAGGGCAGGUGCAAGUGCAACCUUCACGCCAACAGCUGCGUGUUUGACAAAGAGAAGCUUAGCUGCGAGUGUGAACACAACACCACCGGGCCUGAUUGCGGCCGUUGCAAGAGGAACUACCAAGGCAGAGCGUGGAGCGCCGGCUCCUACCUGCCCAUCCCGAAAGGCACUGCAAAUAUAUGUAUCCCUAAUAACAUUGGUCCAGUUAUACGGCCGAAUGUCUCGUCCCUAGGUGUCGCUAACCGAAAAGAAGACUGUGAAUGCUUCGGCCACUCCAACCGUUGCAGCUACAUCGAGCUGCUAAACACGGUCAUUUGUGUGAGCUGUAAGCACAACACUAGGGGGCAGCACUGCCAGCUGUGCAAGCUGGGCUUCUUUCGCAAUGCUUCAGCAGAACUGGAUGAUGAAAAUGUUUGUAUAGAGUGUAAUUGUAAUCCCUUUGGCUCAGUCAGUGAUCACUGUAAUGGCACAGGAUAUUGUAGAUGUAAGGAGGGCACUACAGGGCCUAAGUGUCGCAAGUGUCUGCCCGGCUAUAUGUGGGAGGAUGGCUGCAAAUCUCGGGUGUGCGACAACGAGCUAAUGCGCUGCCAAAAUGGCGGCGUGUGCAUCAGCAACGUCCGCUGCAACUGCCCCUCGGCCUACACGGGCCUGCUGUGUGAGAAGCCGCGAUGCGAGUCCGAGCUCGGGGGUUGCCGAGGCGCCGAAUCGGGCCAGACCCCCCUGAGGCCUCUGUCCCCCGUCGGGCUCCUUCUUCUCCUGGGCUCGGCGCUUCUCUAAAGAGACAUGGUGGGAGCGAUUAAACUCCUAGUGCGCGCACACACACACACACAGCCUUCGCCCCAUUGACCCAUCCCCCUUUUGAAUAAUCAACAACCAUUCAAGCAGAACAAUCAUGAGCUUUGUGGACUGUACUGUACCAGCUUCUGAUGUGAAAAGGAAUGUGCCAGACAAAUGAGUCCCAAUUUUUUUUUUCCUUCAGUAUCAAAGAAUAUAUAUGAAAUAAAAUGUAAUGUAUACAUGUAUAAAUCAGAGAUAAUAUUACGUAUAAACAUAAGAGUACAAUGGAAAAUGAGCCUCAGUGCCCCAUCUGACUCCUCCUCCUCAUCCCUCCGCUAAGCCAUACAGGUGCUUAAACCUCCCUCUUGUUGGAGUGAAUAACCGAAGAUGACAUCCUCCAUUAUUGCCACGGCAACCACGGCUGCAACCAAUUGACUCGCACGAGCCAACCGCGGCUGCCGAGACCCCCUUUGGGAUGCUCCUGUAAGUUCAAUGCUGGCUUGACUGUUGAGGAAGACAAAUCAAAGAAAUAUUUCCCUCGGCCUCUUCAAUAUAGAACAUGGAGAACAAGCUCCUUGCCAGUGCAUUGUGGAUUUAAAAAAAAAAAAAGAAAAGAAAAAGAAAGUGCGCAGACUGCUUUUUUUUUGUGCCACAAACUUUCGCUCAAUCUGCGCCUUCAAGCUCAUGCUCCUCUUCCUUCUCCCCGCCAUGCUGCCACUGACCUGUGCUUUUGUGAAUGUUAUUCUGUAAAACCCUCGUUGGUUGAAGGAUUCUUGUUUUUUUAUUUUUGUUGUUGUCGUCAAAUGAUGGUGAUGCACAUGUGUAGGAAUCUUCUCUCUCGCUCUCUUUCUACCUUCCCUUCAUCUUUCCUCCUCUAAAAAGCGCCACUAAAGCUGUCUGAUUCUUUUCUAUUAGAGUCUCCGCUCUUUUAUCAGAGUCAGACGAUAGUUUUCCACACUACAAGUGGGUAGAAAAAUCAUCAGUGUAUUUACAGGUUCUCUUCUCAACUGAGCAAACAAAAGAAGCAAUGUUAUCCUUUUGUAUCUUUGCUGAACUGUGACAAAAAAAGGCAACAUUAAUGUAUACAACACCCAAAAUGCAAAGUUUUUCUUUUCUUUUUCUAACCCGUUCAUCCUUGUUUAAUAUUCAUUGUACGGGUCAUUCUCCUUUGUGUCAGCAACAUGCUGGAAUCAAAGAAUAUCGGUUUACAAACAGUAUUAAUAAAGUGUAUUUCAAUUCCCACCAAAGGACAUUAUAAAUGUUACG
Molecule: messenger RNA, 3057 nt
Organism: Syngnathoides biaculeatus (alligator pipefish)
Lineage: Eukaryota; Metazoa; Chordata; Actinopteri; Syngnathiformes; Syngnathidae
Gene: ntng1a
Product: netrin g1a
Exons: 8
Coding region: 103-1791 (562 amino acids)
Molecular function (GO): cell-cell adhesion mediator activity
Source: RefSeq, a predicted model, not a curated record